UUGUGGAGUCGUAUACUUUAGACAAAAAAGGUUUCCACCAGUGAAUAUUAAACGCGUUGAAAGUGUGAAAGAAGAAUAUUCUGCCACCAUGGUCACGAUGGGGAGAACGCAUCUUGUAUUCCUGAUGAUAGGUUUAUUCGGAUGUCACGUGAUCUCUGCAGAUCCUCAGGUGACCCUUCCCGGAACCUCAACCACCCUGUCAGGUAUCUACAUCCAGUACAAUGAAUCCGGAUAUCUCAACGUGAGUGUCAUCAUCGAAGCUUUCCUGGGGAUACCCUUCGCUGAACCACCCGUAGGAGAACUCAGGUUCAAGAAUCCAGUCAAAAUGGGUGAUUUGGGUACAAGCUAUCCAGCUGAUGCUGAUAAGUCGGUUUGUCCUCAGGCAGGCAGCGGUAAAAGUGAAGACUGUCUUUACCUCAGCGUUCAUACUUCUUCAGAAAGGCCCAGCAAUGCACCUGUCAUGAUCUGGAUCCAUGGAGGUGGGUUUACUGGAGGGUCUGGUUCGUCAAGCUCGUAUGACCCAUAUCCUUACUUUGGUCUUACUGCCGACUACGUCGUCGUCCAUAUCAACUACCGUCUCGGUAUACUGGGAUUCUUAACAACAGGUGAUGCCGCUUCCCCGGGUAACUAUGGCAUGUACGACCAAGUGAUGGCUCUUGAAUGGGUGCAAGAAAACAUCGCAGCGUUUGGCGGUGACCCAAGUAGAAUUACUAUCAUGGGAGAGAGUGCUGGAGCAGCUAGUGUGGGACUUCAUCUCUUAUCACCUCUGAGUAAAGACUUGUUCCAUCAGUCUAUCAUGCAGAGUGGAAACGCCCUUUGUCCAUGGGCCGUUGAUACCAACAUUGACAGACAGAUUGGAUUCACAAUGGAGAUCGCAGACAGGGUCAACUGUACCACCACCGACAACCAAGCCCUGGUCGAGUGCUUGAAAAACGUCGAAAUAAAUGAGUUACUGGCGGCACAAGCAGCUUUAGUAGGAAAAUACUUGCACGUUGAGCUCCUGUUUGUACCAGUCGUCGACGGCGCUUUCCUGCCCGAUGUUCCACUUGAACUUAUAAAGCGAAGAGAGUUUAAGAGCGUACCUACCCUCCUCGGUACGAACAGAGAAGAGGGGACUCUCAUAGCCCUUCGAGCUUAUCCUCUUUAUAUAGGUUCACGAAAUCCGCCUACCACGACACUGCAGGAAUUCAGAGACUUUUUACCAGAUUAUCUCUACGAGUACACUCCCUUGGUUGCCUCGGCUGUCGAGCAGUGGUACAUUGACUGGAAGCUGGCGGAUGACCCGGAAGCAGAUCAGUUUGAGGCCUUUGUCAAUUUACAAACAGAUCAGGUCUUUGCAUGUUCUACUGAAGCAAUGGCACGUGCUCUAGAAGAAUCUGGAGCCCCUGUCUUUCGCUAUGAAAUGACUCACGACCCUUCCACGUUGAUCGUGCCCGGAUGGUUGGGUGCAGGACACGGUGAAGAUCUCCAAUUCGUCUUCGCGCGGGGUCUAAGUUCUACUGGUGGAGGUCAAACCCAUCAGGAAAAGUACAUGUCGGUCCAGUUCGUUCGCUACUGGUCAAACUUCGUUACAUCUGGUGACCCAAACCUACCACUUUCAACGGGAGAAUACCCAUCUUGGCCGAGAUACACCCUCCCUGAUCAGGAUUAUAAGAUUCUAUCCCUCACGAUGAAGAAUGAUCGAGCCAUGAGGAUGGAUUCCUGUGCUUUCUGGCUCAACUACGUCCCAAGUCUCUACGAGUUAGAUGAGAGCGACCCGGACGACUUAUACCAGGAUUGGAGCCAAGAAUACGAGCAGUGGAGAGAUGUUCAUAUGACCGAAUGGAAUGAAGCCUUCGACCAAUACAAGGAAGGCGAUGACUGUGGUCAACCAUAAAGUAGAUAUAUGUUAGUUAAUUAUGAAAUAGGAUACAAACACUUCAACCUAUUAGCUUAAUCUUUCGGCUUUAUCUAAAGCUUAGAACUUCAAAAGAAAAAGGGUCAAUAUUACAAGAAGAAACGAAUGAAUCACUGUCACGUCUUAAUUUCAUGCAGGACUCAAUCGCAGAGCUCAUCUCACAUUUCUUUACGCGGCUAUCGAUUUAUGAAUCAGGUGCAAAUUCAAAUUGUUUAGAAAUUUUGUUGUUCUCACAUCAGUAGGGCAACAUUUUUCCUGGUCUAAAAUUUUAGUUUAAAGCGUACAGAAACUUUUUUUAAAAUUGUAAACAUACUUCAGAACUUUAUCGAGUCUUUUCUCAGAAGUUGAAAUCAAAAGUUUUGGCGUGAUUGUUGACUGGUGUCUAUUGAUGGCGCUCUUGAGUCGGUCCAAGAUUAUUUGCACCAUAUAUACAUUGUUUCAUUCAAUGAAUGUCAUUGAAUGACUUCGAUCAAAGAUCAUAAUUAUUCCUUUUUGUUGCCUAACAUAAACUAAAGACUGAAAUGUAGGUGUUUUACCUCCCUCCCCCACCCCCGGUAAUUGGAUGGUGCAUGGAUUCUACCUUCCCUAACAUUUAUAUCGAGUGAACUGUUGAACAGUCAUGCGUUGUGCCAGUUCACAUUAAAAAAUAAAAACACUUUUGUAACAUGAUGAUGUAUUGUUAUUUCUUUUUACAUGUCAUUCUUUCUUCAACUUCAUCAUUGCC
Messenger RNA from Strongylocentrotus purpuratus (purple sea urchin), 2621 nucleotides. RefSeq names its product cholinesterase 1-like. Gene Ontology annotation, biological process: acetylcholine catabolic process; choline metabolic process. NCBI's taxonomy places the organism in Eukaryota, Metazoa, Echinodermata, Echinoidea, Camarodonta, Strongylocentrotidae. The transcript has 9 exons. Gene Ontology annotation, cellular component: plasma membrane. Bases 89 to 1876 code for a protein of 595 amino acids. The record is from RefSeq and is a predicted model, not a curated record. Gene Ontology annotation, molecular function: acetylcholinesterase activity.